Suillus subalutaceus is the source of this 264-nucleotide messenger RNA. RefSeq lists its product as uncharacterized. Lineage: Eukaryota; Fungi; Basidiomycota; Agaricomycetes; Boletales; Suillaceae. The annotation marks the transcript as partial. The record is from RefSeq and is a predicted model, not a curated record. The transcript has a single exon.
GUGCGCAAAGUUGAUCCAGACACGAUGGUCAAAGUGCACUUGUAUGCUCAUGAAGUGAUCGUGGAGGCGCUCAACUUGAGCAUGCUUCGGACUGUGACAAACAUCCCUGUUCCUGAGGUGCGACAAGUCGUCGUGAACUCCUCCAACACAUACUUAGUCAUGGAAUACAUUGACAGUGAGACACUGGCCAGCUGCUGGGGUUGUCUUGCCCUUAUCGCGAAGCUUCGCACUGCUUGGACCCUCGGCGGUUAUAUCGGCCAGGUU